UUGAUAAUACAUCAUGGCAAUUGCACGCUUAGUCCUUGUAGUUGGUCUAUUCGCCAUUAGUUGUCUCUCGCAGCCAACUAAUAGAAUAUUGGAUGGAAAUAGUGCAAUCGUUGGAGAAGUACCAUAUGCAGCAUCUAUACGUUUGGAUGGAGCUCACAUCUGUGGUGGUAGUAUAAUUAGCGCAGAACAUAUAUUAACUGCAGCACACUGCGUUGUAGAUGAUAAUCACAACAGUUACGCCAUAAGUCGUUUGUCUGUGCGAGUGGGCAGUAUUAACCAAUUAGCAGGUGGCAAACUUCCAAAAAUCUUGAGCGUAUCUGUGCAUCCUGAUUAUGAAGAACUGAAAAACGAUAUUGCUAUUCUAAAGAUUGAACAGGUUACAUGGAGUUCAACUAUAGCAAGUAUUGCCAUAGCAAAAACCACUGAUGAAUUACCAGUAGGUGCUACAGUUUCGGUUGCCGGUUGGGGUGAGGGCACUAAUGGUGCUGCGUCUUAUAAGUUACAGACAACUACAUUCAACGUAGCUAAUGAGGAUGAAUGUUUGAACGCCUUCGCGGAGAGUGAUGCUUCCAUACUAUGUUUAAAUCAUGAACUUAAGCAGGGCAGUUGUCGUGGUGAUGCUGGUAAUGGCGCUGUGUACCAGAAUGAACUUGUUGGUGUUAGCAAUCUUGUUAUUGGUGCUUGUGGAUCACGUUAUCCUGACAUAUUCUCAAAUGUUGCAUAUUAUUCUGAUUGGAUCGAAAGUCAAAUAAAUUGAAUUUUUGUAAAUGAUAUUAAAUAAAAGAGAGAUUAACCACUAA
Molecule: messenger RNA, 800 nt
Organism: Teleopsis dalmanni
Lineage: Eukaryota; Metazoa; Arthropoda; Insecta; Diptera; Diopsidae
Product: chymotrypsin-2
Exons: 2
Coding region: 14-757 (247 amino acids)
Biological process (GO): proteolysis
Molecular function (GO): serine-type endopeptidase activity
Source: RefSeq, a predicted model, not a curated record